Messenger RNA from Macadamia integrifolia, 2274 nucleotides. Its product is annotated as GDSL esterase/lipase At1g74460. The record is from RefSeq and is a predicted model, not a curated record. The coding region runs from base 909 to 2081 and encodes 390 amino acids. Lineage: Eukaryota; Viridiplantae; Streptophyta; Magnoliopsida; Proteales; Proteaceae. Gene Ontology annotation, molecular function: hydrolase activity, acting on ester bonds. The transcript has 5 exons.
UGGAUAUGAUAUCUGAUAUUUCGAGCUACUGGCCGUUCGAUUUUGUGAAAUCGAUGGUUGCUCUUUGUCAUGGAUAAUGUGAUAGAUUUCUUCCCUGUCCUUUAUGGUCCCAUUGCGUCCCCCAUGGGUGACUCACCCGAUUAACCUGAUAAGCAGAAAAAGAAUCUACAUAUAUUCCUAUAAUAAUCUUGUCCACAAAAUCUAUUGUCGCUGCUGUGUGGCCACAUGGUCCGUUUCAGAAGGGUGACAAUCUUCUGAAUUACUUAGACAAUUUUGCCCUUACGAGCCCGGACCUGCCCUGACCCACCCUGACCAGCCUUGAACCCAAACAAUCCUUAGGCGCACUGGGUUGGAUUUUUCAUGCCCAAGGCCAGGGUAUUUCUCCCACGUUUUUUUAUUUUUUUACUAACAUUCUUUUUAUCUCAGGAUUGGUUGGACGUGGACCCCACCAGAUACGAUGGUCACGUCAAUACAUCUACAAUUGAGUUGAGUGACCAAACGGUUAUGAAUCAUAUGAUAGAUGAGUCCCACUCCGACUAACGGUGUAGAUUUCCAUUCCCAUGGAUAGGUAUAUUAGGUCACCCUACGAUGACAGUUUUGGCGUUGGAAGAGGAAGUUAGAAGUAGUUGCAGUUAGGUUUUGAAUUUGCAACGGUUGGUCGCUUGGUACAUCCAACCCCUCUACUCUUUCCCUCUCCAACGUAGUAGUGAAACCAAAAUGCCAACGUCUCCAAUUUCUUGUUCUAUCGUUACACGUACAGAGACCCCAAAUAUGGUCUUCACUACAAGUUACCUCCUUCUGUUUAUGUUUAAAUCCCACCAAUUGAGUCCCUCUUAAGAGAUCAACCACAACACAACCUUCUUUACUUUGCUAAUUUAGGUGCUCUAGUUAGCUUGGCAUCCCACAAAAUGGAUUCAGCAGAAAUGAGGCUCAUGGGUUUGAUAACAAUCUUGCUCUUCCUAGGAAUUGCAACUGAGCUUGGCUCUUGCAAAGUAGUACAGUUCAUCUUUGGUGAUUCCCUUUCCGACGUCGGUAAUAACAAAUACCUCUCUAGGAGUUUAGCAACAGCCAAUCUACCGUGGUAUGGAAUCGAUUUCGGAAAUGGACUGCCUAAUGGGAGGUUUACUAAUGGCCGUACUGUGGCUGACAUUAUUGGUGAUAAAACAGGUCUCCCAAGACCACCUGCAUUCAUGGAUCCAUCCUUGGAUGAGGACAUGAUACUGUCAAAUGGAGUUAAUUAUGCCUCUGGAGGUGCUGGGAUCUUGAAUGAAACUGGUAGCCUCUUUAUUCAAAGGUUUCCAUUCUUUAGGCAAAUUGAGUUGUUUCAAGGAACACAAGAUCUAAUAAGGAAUAAAAUUGGUGCAAAAGAGGCUGACAAGUUCUUCCAAGAAUCUCGUUAUGUGGUCGCCAUGGGGAGCAAUGAUUUCAUUAACAACUACUUGAUGCCUACUUAUAGUGAUUCAUGGACAUACUCUGAUGAUGGUUUUAUCAACUACUUGAUGACAACAUUAGAUCAACAACUAAAGCUAUUGCACAGCUUAGGUGCUCGACAAUUGAUAGUAUUUGGGCUAGCACCCAUGGGUUGUAUCCCUCUACAACGCGUUCUAGGCUUAACUGGGAACUGCCAGGACAAAACUAAUAAACUGGCUAUCAAAUUCAAUGAUGCUGCAGCAAAGCUUAUAGAAAACUUGUCAGGCAACCUUCCAAAUGCGAGCUUCAUAUUUGGGAAUGCUUACAAUGUAGUUGAAGAUGUUAUUAACAACCCUCAUAAAUAUGGUUUCAGUAAUUCAGACUCCCCAUGUUGCUCAUUUGGAAGGAUCAGACCUGCUCUGACUUGUAUCCCUGCUUCAACAUUGUGCUCUGAUAGAAGCAAAUAUGUGUUUUGGGAUGAGUAUCAUCCUUCAGAUAGAGCAAAUGAGAUGAUGGCUAAUGAGAUCAUCACUAAACUCAUAAGUCAAACAAAUCCUCCUUCAAAAGCACCAACUCAUGCUCCUGCUCCUGCUCAUGCUCAUGCUCAUGCUCCUGCUCCUGCUCCUGCUCUUUCUCAUGCUCUUGCCCCUGCUCCUGCCCCCCUUGGAUGAAUAGAUAUAUAUGAUUGAGUGUGGCAGCAUUUAAAGCUGCAAAUUUCUGAUACUCUUAAGAGGGUGUAUCUUGUUUCGGUAUUCCAGCGAGUUAAAUAUGGAUUUUAUUGUUAUUCAGGUGUACAACAUCACUUUUUUCUAAUGUAAUUGAUAAAAAUGUCUUCUUGAAAUAUGGUACAAAAUAUGGGAUUAU